GUCGCAAACCCAUAACAACGGAGCUCGACAAGCCAGUAGCAAAGACAACAACGAAAGCAAAUACGAAAUGCCAUAAUCAGUGCAAAUUAUGGAUGAGAGGCGAGACCUUCGCAAGUUUCCCCGUGGGGAGAGAUGUCCAGAAUGUGGUGCUCGAAGAUGGUAUUUGGAGAAUGGUCUGCGCUUCUGCUCCAACGGACAUCAGGUUGAGGGAUUUAUUCAAUUCGACAUUGGUGAUGAUGUCGAUGCUGGUCAGCUUGGUAAAAAGACAAAGAAAGACAAGGAGGUUAAGGAAAAAGAGCUGCGACAUCUCACAGGGCAAGCAGGCAAGAAUCUGUUUCUCGAAUGUUUACAGCUAGUGUUGAGGCAACAGCUCCUUUGGCUCGUUCAGAGCGAAGGUCAUCGAGAAGAGCUUGAGACUGUCGUGCGCGAUCUGUGGGAUCUUCGUAUUCGAGGCUCCGGGGCACUCCUAGCUGAGGAGGAAACACAACAAACGGGUGAUGGCCUUGCGAUAUUCAGUUCGCAGCCUACAGGCACAGAAAAUGAUGAUACGCCGAAGAAGCAGGGCGCAAGAGCUCGUAGCUGGAAUCCAGAGGACAACCCAGAUUGGCCUGUGCCGAGAAUGAUUGAAACCCUGGCCUUGUGCUAUCUCGGAUGCUUGUUGCUCAGGAUACCUACCACGAUUGGGGAGCUGUGUGUCUGGGCCAAUUCUGGGCGAAUACCUUAUAAACGUUCAUUCUACGAUCUUCCCGAAGAAAUGCAAGAUCGAUUACCAUCUGCUUACACCAGAGCCCUCAAACUACCCCUGCGCUCAUCUCUUAGGGGCAUCGACCUGCACAAUGCUGUGCUGGAUCUCGCUCUCUCAUAUCAUCACAACUAUGGAAUGGUAUUCCCCGCUAUCAAUGAUACGCCAACUAUUGUGCACUUUGCCAGGCAGCUCACUUUACCAGUGGAAACGCUCAUCACAGCAAGAAGCAUACUAUCGGUUAUGAAGUUCUCUUUUCAGUUACCCAUUGAGCAGUCACGACGAUUUCAUAUAGACUAUCCCGAGAUCUUGCUCAUGUCGGCUAUCGUGGUUGCAGCAAAGCUGUGCUUUCCAUUAGGACAACACGCCCCUUUUCUUCGCGCCGCUGGCAGAGAGCAGAGUAUCGGGUUCGAUUGGACAACAUGGUACAAGGGCGUCCAAGAAUUAAUAGAGGCAUCUCAAACAUCUGAGAAGGAGCCCAGCUUCGAUCAAGUUACGGCUGACAAAGUUACUUCAAUGACGACCGAGGAGCUUGACCGGUACUUUGCUCAUAUUGCGAGCACGAUCGACAGGAAGAAUGAUUCGGAAAUCACCAGGUUCUUUCCAUCAGAGAACGCAGCUCCUCCAGAAGCUCCUCCACGAGAAAACACUGAACAAGAUAAUGACCACAAGAUGCAGAAGAUCCUUGGCCAAGCAAUUACAGUAAGAGGAGAGGAGGGGUCAGAACAAGACGGGGAAACUCUAGCAGAACCAAGUUAUGAAGCGUUCCGUUCGGUUGAGGACCUUACAGAGACAGCGCAGGCGUUGUAUAAAGCUGCUGGUCACAUAUCAGGUCUGUCGCUUGAUGAAAUAGUGCAAGCAGUUUACAUGUUGGAGCAGAAGAUGAUCUAUUGGCAAUUGAAGAGACGCCGAGAAGAAGAGCGAGAAGAGGAGGAGGAGGAGGAGGAGGAGGAGGAAGGGGAAGAAUGCAGAUGUAAGCUCGAGCCCGCCGAUUCCGAAAAAUCGACAAAAAUCACCUCUUUCCGUUGUGUACUAACAGGACCGUCCAGUUUCGUGAAGACCCUGACGGGCAAGACCAUCACCCUCGAGGUCGAGUCCUCGGACACCAUCGACAAUGUCAAGUCCAAGAUCCAGGACAAGGAGGGCAUUCCCCCGGACCAACAGCGACUGAUCUUCGCUGGUAAGCAGCUCGAGGAUGGCCGAACUCUCUCCGACUACAACAUCCAGAAGGAGUCCACCCUUCACCUCGUCCUCCGUCUCCGUGGUGGUAUCAUUGAGCCCUCGCUCAAGGCCCUUGCCUCCAAGUUCAACUGCGACAAGAUGAUCUGCCGCAAGUGCUACGCUCGUCUCCCUCCCCGUGCCACCAACUGCCGCAAGCGCAAGUGUGGACACACCAACCAGCUCCGACCCAAGAAGAAGCUCAAAUAAACGAAUACUCCAUGGAUGUGGCGUCUGGGAUUUGGCAUUUGGGGGUCGAUGGCAAGGACAGAGGAGAGCUUCUUUUCUUUUGUUCACACGAGGCUGGUUGUUUUUACAUUAGCAUGUGCAGCUCAGGCAAUACAUUCUAGAUGAUGCCCAUAUUGACGAUGUGCCGUGCCGCGAGGUGUUCCGGCCAGACCCCUUCAAAAGAAAUAAAAGCAUUCACGCUUCGAGAUGGUUUUGUGCAUGGAAAUGAGUGACUGUGGGUAAUCUUGGGGAAUGGGAAAGAAGGCCCAGCUGUGAGGAUGACGAUAAAACUCAUAGCUUACAGAGCUCCUGACAAUUGAUUUGAUUCUCAA
Messenger RNA from Fusarium oxysporum Fo47, 2520 nucleotides. RefSeq lists its product as uncharacterized. Gene Ontology annotation, biological process: RNA polymerase I preinitiation complex assembly; translation; nucleolar large rRNA transcription by RNA polymerase I. The record is from RefSeq and is a predicted model, not a curated record. Lineage: Eukaryota; Fungi; Ascomycota; Sordariomycetes; Hypocreales; Nectriaceae. Gene Ontology annotation, cellular component: RNA polymerase transcription factor SL1 complex; RNA polymerase I core factor complex; ribosome. The transcript is spliced from 9 exons. Bases 89 to 2170 code for a protein of 693 amino acids. Gene Ontology annotation, molecular function: protein binding; structural constituent of ribosome; RNA polymerase I core promoter sequence-specific DNA binding.